AUGUGUUCCAAUGGACGCUGCAUCUCUGAAGGGAGUCUGUGUGACAAGAAAGACGACUGUGGAGACAUGUCCGAUGAGAAGAACUGCAACGUGAACGAGUGUCUGAAUCGCAGAGUCAGUGGCUGCACACAGGACUGUCAGGAACUUCCUGUUGGAUACAAGGUAGGAAUCACCACUCUCGGGCUUUGAUAUGUAACUUGUACAACUGUACAUGGGCCAGUAUACUCAGAAUCAUAAUCAAGAUUAGGUUUCCUUUCCUCAGGUUUUAUAAGUUCUAGAUAUCCCGUCCUUAGUUAUGUCAUAGACAGAUUGAUAGGUGGACAGUUGUAACACACUGGAGGGUUUACAGGUAUUACCAAUAAUAAUGUAGCCAAAACAAUAAACAUUUUAAAUAAGUACAGAACCUGAGUUUAAUCAAGGAAACUUUAUUGUUUCUGAAAUGUUUUGUAUGAAUAAGCCUAUAACACAGCACUGGUAAAGUGCCAACAUUAUUUUGUCCUUGUUUUGAUUAUUUAAAUGAUUGAUUAUGUUGUGCCUGAGGCUAUAUUAGGCUUACCCACACAAGCUAAAAACACACAAACACAGUCAAGCAAGCAAGCACAAUCAAUCCAACACAGAGUAAGGUUAUACACACAGUACAGUAGUAUCCUAUCAUCAUAUUGUACACACACCUAUGCUAUGGAUACAAGUGAUGAAAGAUUAGUAAAUGGUUUUGGGGAGGCUUCCGUGCCAGCUGUUCAGGGGCAUGUUUGUUUGCUGGUCAAAGAGAAAGGCUGUGUCUCAAAUGGCACCCUAUUCCCUAGUGCACUACUUUUCACCAAAGUCCUAUGGACCCUAGAUAGGGAAUAUGGUGACAUUUGAGCCACAGCCAGAGAGAAGGACAGUUCUGCUGAGUGUUCUGAGGGGUGACUAUGCUAUUCUGCUGUCUGGCCUGGAUGCAGGGCACGGUCAUCGCUCCGGGGUGACCCCACAGCCAUCAGAGAUGUCAGAAUAACACACCCUGACCCUCACUUUGGGUUCUCCCCUUGCCCCCCUCCUGCCUCCCCCUCUUGCCCCCCUCUUGCCUCCUCCUUGCCCUCCUCUUGCCUCCUCCUUGCCCACUGCUCUCUGCAUUACAAAGUGACCAACAAGGACAGAGUAAAAAAGUAUUCACUGACCUGGCUGUCUAGAGACUGAAGCAUAACAGAGCUGGAUGACCAGAGAGCACAUCAACAGACACCCCUAGCUCAUUCAUCCGGCCUGAACAGAUAGAUCAGCAGAAAGGCCUGCAAGGUUAGAACUGUAGAUCAGAGAGGGAUUUAAGCAGGGGCCAGUAACAGCUGAUACAAGCACUUUGAGUUAUUUUGGGCUGGAGUUGCAGAAUGGCAGCAGUUUUCUUUUAUUUUUUGUUGUUCUUGCGCCAUGACGUUUGUCAUCAUACUGAUGCCAGUGUUUUUUAUUGGUCUUGUGUUAUUUUGUGAGUAGAUGUAAUGGCAAAUUGAGAAGUUAGAGUUAAGUGAGUGUUGUUAAAAGAAAAUGAUGGUGCAAUUGAAAAUUGUAGCUGAAUGUCCCUCUCUCUGCAAAGCAUUUACUGUAUCAACCAGCUGGUGCAAUAUCUUGAAUAAAUAGACUACAACUUGUUAAAUUUGUCUCAACUAAAAUAUGCUCCAUUACUUCUCUGUUCGUGUGAUGAUCAGUGCAAGUGUUGGACUGGAUUCCAGCUGAAGGAUGAUGCGAAAACCUGUGUGGACGUUGAUGAAUGUUCCUCCAGCCUGCCCUGCAGCCAGCGUUGCAUCAACACCUAUGGAUCAUUCAAGUGUCUGUGUGUGGACGGCUACGAAGCCCUGGAGCGCAGCCCCAACACCUGCAAGGCUCUCUCAGGUAAGGCUAUUCACGUCUUGGUAACUAGCUUGUAGUGUAUUAAACUGCUGUCUGUCGGAAUGGUUCUCUAGUGAUGUACAGUAUUUCACAAGAGAUGUUCUAAAGGAUGUUUACCUAUUUUCAGAAAUAUCAAGCUUAGUACUGUAGAAUACCGGUACUGUAGUCUGAUGGAAUGGUUCCAGUGACACAUUGGAUUCCAGUGUUUUUUUUUGUUGACCUUAUUCUAAAGGACAUUUAUGAUUAUGUUCUCUUCCUUUCAGUGGAGGAACCAUUUCUCAUACUGGCAGAUCAUCAUGAAAUCAGGAAACUAAGUGUGGAUGGAUCAAACUACACCAUUUUGAAACAGGUAAGAGGAAACCAUAUAUCUACAAGAUAUAGAAACCAUAUAUCUACACAAGUGAAAGUAUUUGUUUUAAACUAAUGCCAAAAUAUGCAUACAAACCUUAGUCUGUCUGUCACUCUGUUUUGGAAAGAUAAGACCGUCUCAGGGUAAAAUGACAGAAACCAGAAAAUCAAGUGCACACAAUUAGAUCUGUAACCGUAUCUGGUUUGCAUAUAUUUGUCCCUGUCAGUCAGAUUACCUUGCUACUACUCUGCCAUGUUGCAUUUAGUUAAGAUUUUACAUUUUAGUCAUUUAGCAGAUGCUCUUAUCCAGAGCGACUUACAAUUAGUGCAUUCAUCUUAAGAUAGCUAGUUGUCGUUGUCUUGUUUCACAUGUCCCUUAUUCAUCUGCUGAGUUUGACUGUUAAUAACACACUGUUAGUGUGUGUGUGUGUGAGAGAGAGAUUAAAUCCUCUCUAAUGAGUCAAACAGGAUCAUGAAAUGGAACCGUGAAACCCUAAUGGUGCAACAAUUAAGAUCCGUAUAGUGACGCAUCUGUUAUAACAAGUGGCCCACAAUCCUCAUUUAGCCCUAUUAAUACUCUCUGCCUGCAAAGUGAGUCAUUACGUAAAUCAGUUAAAUGUAGUCUAUUUAGUGUCUUUGUACUAAGUACUGACACUUUUUCGUAUAUCAUUGCCUAACUGGUAGCCUAGCAGGUAGCCUAGCGGUUAAGAGUGUUGGGCCAGUAACUGAGAGGUUGCUGGUUCGAAUCCCUGAGCCAACUAGGUGAAUAAUCUGUUGAUGUGUCCUUGAGCGACUUACCACUCAACCCUAAUUGCUCUGGAUAAAACCAUCUGCUAAUUGACUAAAAUGGAAACUGAUAAAUGUAUGGUAUAUUGCAUUUAGUGUCUUUGUGCAAAAUACUGACACCUUUUCGUGGAUCAUUGCCUAAGCUAAUUGAUACAUGUACGGUAUCUUGUUUGUGUUUCUUUAUAUUCAUUUCAAAGUGCUCCAGGUUACUUAGAUACAGGUAUAGUGAUUUUUUAAAAACAUUAGUCAUUUAGCAGACGCUCUUAUCCAGAGCGACUUACAGUUUGUGAAUACAUUUUUUUUUUUUUCAUAAUGGACUUUUUUACAGCAAAAUGUUCAGUAUGACCCCAAUACUUCACAUUCCCAUUUCAUGGGAAAUAUCAGAAGCAUCUUUAGCAGAGAUAUACUUGGUCUAGGUAGCCUUGCCUGACCUCGUUAUGAAGAGGAAAUGAUAGUUGAGAUGUUGUGUCAGAAGAGCCACAGCUGCUUACUACUUACAGUGAUAGCUGUACCUUGAGGCAUUACAUUACAUCAUUUUGUCAUUCUCCAGCUUGUCAACCUUCCAAUUUCAAUGUGAUUCUUCACUCGCCCUCCCUGUGGGGGAGUCGACCUGCUCGUGUUGAUUGGCAGUGGGAAAUAGUGUUAGCGAGGUCCCUACAGAGAAUCUAUUUCAAUCACGGUUAGGCCUCAUCACCACGGUCAUGUUAGCCACUUGAAUCCCAGGUUCAUUAUAUGAAUCACACACUCUGAGAAUAGAGUUUAACCUAGGGGAAUUCUAUAGGGGCCUAUUGAGAAUCAUCUCCUCCUCCUGACUCUGUUGAGAGGCCUGGCUGGCCUCAGCAACAAUCAUUCACUUUAAUCACUAUGUUAGCAUUAAUGGAAGCUGAAGUGGGGGGGAUCUGCAUAUGGCCGUCUCUACUAAGUAGCACCGCUGCAUUACUGUCUGGCUGACAAUCCACUGACCUCGUGUCAGUGUAUCAAACCAUUACAUGUUCAAUGUAGGUCAUGCCACUAAUGAUUUUAUGUAAAUCUGAGAUGAUGAUCCAAUUAGCAUGUUAGAGUUACAUUCCAUGUAAUGAAAAGGGUUAAUACUGUAUCUGGGCUUAAUCACACUACAAAUGCAGUCGAGUCAUCUUACCAUAUCCAUCAUUUUCAUACAAUUAGGCCUACAAUAGACUUUAUUAUGCCUGAUGAUAGGCCUACUUUGGACCUCUGUCUUUCUCCCCCUUUGUAUUAUUAAAUGUAAGAGAUUGAGUCCGCCCAUGUGCAGUGCUUUCCUCCAAUGAGCUGUUUGGCCUUAAGAGCUGCUCUGUCUGAGAGUGAGAGGAAAGAGAGUGCUCCCCCAGAGAGGUCCCUAAGGACACUGGCACAGGCUGUCUUUGAGGGUGUUGAUGAUCUGAUGAAGAUGUCUGGUACAGCCUGUCAGAUUCUCCGACACCUUAUCCUGGCACCUGCCGUGCAGCCCAGCAGAGGAGGUGCAAUUGUUUAGGGAGUGGUUCCUACCCCUGACAGGGGGUCUUCUGAACAUGACAGCAAGAGAUGUGCCUCACUCUUAUUUCUUUGAUAGGAUAGGGCUUCUCUUGGUUGUACUUCAGUUUUCACUGGGUUUAAGAAAAUAGCUGAAGGCAGUCACUGCAUCUCGUGGGGAAAAUUGUCCAAAAUCAAUAUUGUUACUGAAUAUCACAUCGAGCCACAAGGUUCGAUUUUGGGUUCGGUACUGUUCAGUUUAUAUAUGUAACCCCUUGGCAGCAUUAUCAGAAAGCACAGCAUAGAUAUUUACUGCUACGCAGACGAUACACAACUUUACAUUUCUGUGUCAACAGAGGAUUUUAGAAUGUAUUAGUGAUUUUAAAUACUUGGAUGGGUCACAACUUCCUCCGGUUAAAUCAAGACAAGACCGAGGUACUUAUUGUUGGAGCCAAAGCAUAUGUUGAGUCUUGACAUUGUUUGGAACAUGUGUAUCAAGUUUUGUUACAUUAUGAAUAUCUGUGUGAUUUAAACGCAUUUAUGUGCCAGACCACGACCAGGUGAUUGUUUAUUGGUCAGUAGAGGCCAUGUUCUGUGAGAGUAGAGGCCAUGUUCUGUGAGAGUAGAGGCCAUGUUCUUUGAGAAGCUAGCUUGGGAAAUAUUGAGUUGAGAGACCUUGGGCCAUAGACGCUAUAUAUAACGUUUUGUGCAGAUCAGUCAUUCGGUGCCAGAGGAUUAGUGUUUUAAGUGUUUUUCACAAAAUUCUAAAUGUCGUCCUUGAGGCAAAUCUGUUCCUUGUGAGUAGAGAGACCUAUGUACCAAAUUUCAUAACUCUAGAUCAAACAUGGUGAGGGGCGUGACCUUUCAAAGUUUGCACAAUCAAUUGCUUGUUGUAGCGCCACCAUCUGGCCAAUUGGCAUGGCAUUGCAUGAGAGGGUGUGGCAUUGCAUGAGAGGGUGUGGCCCAUGGGCCUUUACUAUCAUGAGAAUUUGCACCCUCCUAGGCCUUACCAUCUCACAGGAAUUUGUAUUUUCCACCAAAUCUGUGGAGAACUGGAAUAAUGAACAUCAACAAAUACAGAAGGGUGUCAACCAGCUUCGCUGCUUGGAACCCUAACUAAGUCUAAAUGAGUUUACCGGCCAAUAUGUGUGGAUUACUUACAUCUGUGAAUCACCCAGUUCCAAAGUCUCACUGAAGAAGAUGCCCUCACUUACAGUAUAAAUACAGUGCUUUCGGAAAGUAUUCAGACACCUUGACUUUUUCCACAUUUUGUUUUGUUACAGCCUUAUUCUAUAAUAUAUUAAAUGUUUUUUUCCCUCAAUCUACACACACUACCCCAUAAUGACAAAGCAAAAACAGGUUUUUAGAAUUUUUGUAAAUGCAUAAAAAAAAAAAAUGAAAUAUCACAUUUAUGUAAGUAUUCAGACACUUUACUCAGUACUUUGUUGAAGCACCUUUGGCAGCGAUUACAGCCUUGAGUCUUCUUGGGUAUGACGCUACAGGCUUGGCACACCUGUGUUUGGGGAGUUCCUCCCAUUCUUCUCUGCAGAUCCUCUCAAGCUCUAUCAGGUUGGAUGGGGAGCGUUGCUGCACAGCUAUUUUCAGGUCUCUCCAGAGAUGUUUGAUUGGGUUCAAGUCCGAGCUCUGGCUGGGCCACUCAAGGACAUUCAGAGACUUGUCCCGAAGCCACUCCUGCAUUGUCUUAGCUUUGUGCUUAGGGUCGUUGUCUUGUUGGAAGGUGAACAUUUGCCCCAGUCUGAAGGUUUUCAUCAAGGAUCUCUCUGUACGCUCCGUUCAUCUUUCCCUCGAUCCUGACUAGUCUCCCAGUCCCUGCCGCUGAAAACAUCCCCACAGCAUGAUGCUGCCACCACCAUGCUUCACCAUAGGGAUGGUGCCAGGUUUCCUCCAGACAUGACACUUUGCAUUCAGGCCAAAUAGUUCAAUCUUGGUUUCAUCAGACCAGAUAAUCUUGUUUCUCAUGGUCUGAGAGUCCUCUAGGUGCCUUUUGGCAAACUCCAAUCAGGCUGUCAUGUGCCUUUUACUGAGGAGUGGCGUCCGUCUGGCAACUCUACCAUAAAGACCUGACUGGUGGAGUGCUGCAGAGAUGGUUGUCCUUCUGGAAGGUUCUCCCAUCUCCACAGAGGAACUCUGGAGCUCUGUCAGAGUGACCAUCGGGUUCUUGGUCACCUCCCUUACCAAGGCCCUUCUCCCCCGAUUUGCUCAGUUUGGCCGGGCGGCCAGCUCUAGGAAGAGUCUUGGUGGUUCCAAACUUCUUCCAUUUAAGAAUGAUGGAGGUCACUGUGUUCUUGGGGACCUUCAAUGCAGAAAUGUUUUGGUACUCUUCCCCAGAUCUGUGCCUCGACACAAUCCUGUCUCGGAGUUCUAGGACAAUUCCUUCGACCUCAUGGCUUGGUUUCUGCUCUGACAUGCACGGCCAACUGUGGCACCUUAUAUAGACAGGUGUGUGCCUUUCCAAAUCAUGUCGAAUCAAUUGAAUUUACCACAGGUGGACUCCAAUCAAGUUGUAGAAACAUCUCAAGGAUGAGCAAUGUAAAUAAGUUAUUUAUUUUUAAUACAUUUGCUAAAAUUUCUAAAAACCUUUUUUCACUUUGUCAUUAUGGGGUAUUGUGUGUAGAUUGAUGAGGACAUUUUGUUUUAUUUAAUCAAUUUUAGAAUAAGGCUGUAACAUAACAAAAUGUGGAAAAAGUCAAGGGGUCUGAAUACUUUCCGAAUGUACUGUACUUUCUUUCUGCUCUUUGCAUUACUGAAGCAAUUUAUGAAAGGUUAUGAUGACAUACCACUUAAUCACAGCAUUUAGUUACUAUUUCUUCUGCUUUUAACACUCAAUUGCAAUUCAAAAAGCUAUUUAACUUCUGAAAAGAGGGCUUCAGGUAGCAUUUACCCUUUAUGUACAAUUUCAUGUAGCUUCUUCUUAUAUGUGCAGGUUUGUUCGUUGGGGUACUGUUCAUGUCUGACUAUUUUCUGUUUGUUUCCUGCAUGGGUUUCUAUGUGGUUUGUGUAUGUAAUGUCUAAACUGCAGUAAGAUUUUCCUUUUCUAGGACAAUAAAUGUCAAUCUAAUCUAAUAAUUUAUCUUGUGUAUCCACAGGGCCUGAACAACAUCAUCCACAUAGACUUUGACUACAAGAAGGAGUUCAUCUAUUGGAUAGACUCUUCCAGACCCAGCGGACGGAGGAUCAACAGAAUGAGACUCAAUGGGAGUGACCUUAAG
This is a messenger RNA of Coregonus sp. 'balchen', 7688 nucleotides long. The record is from the annotation of a GenBank genome assembly. Lineage: Eukaryota; Metazoa; Chordata; Actinopteri; Salmoniformes; Salmonidae.